CACCACUUCAAUAAUAUCGAACAACCAAACCAUAUUCAUUACUCAUCCAACCAUCCAUCUACGUGUGACUUCCCAAUCCAUCUUCUCAGUUCCCAAUCCUCACUGUCGUGUUCUCCUAUCCUAUGUUCCUGUUCUCUUCCUCCAUUCAUAUACUAUCCACAACACUUCAUCAUCUUCACAAACCAACAUGACAGAAAUCACAAACCUUAGCUUAGACCUCAUAGAAUCCAUCCUUUCUCAUCUUCCAAUCCCAUCUUUGAUCCAAGCUUCAACAGUUUGCAAACUAUGGUACACCAUACUCUCAUCAUCUUCCUUUUCUUCAAACCAUAACCAAAAACACAAACCAUGGUUCUUUCUGCAUGGUAUCCAUAACAUAUCUUCCAAAAACAAUCAAUCUUUUGCCUUUGACCCUUCUUCUAACUCUUGGUUCCUUCUUCCAACACCUCAACAACCUCUUCACUAUCCUAACAACACUUCUUUUAUUGGUACUUCAUCUUACUUCUUCAUCACGGCACCUAACUUUGUCUAUACUUCAAUUCUACGUCCUCUUGCUUGGAGUUCUACUCCACCUCUUCAUUUUCCUAGGAUUAAUCCUCUUUUAGGUGUUUUCAAUGAUGGUUUGUCUUUGAAGUUUAUUGUUGUUGGUGGUGUUAGGUUUAUUGGUAACCUUGUUGAUAUAGAAGAUCGUUUAGAUGUUGAAAUCUAUGACCCUCUUUUGGGUUCUUGGGAUUUAGCUCCUCCUCUUCCUGUUGAUUUUCGAUCUGGAAACUCAUCAUCUUCACUUUCAUCUGCUUUGUUCAAAGGGAAGUUUUUUGUGUUUGGGAUAUAUUCAUGUUUUGUUUCUUCCUUUGAUUUGAAGCUUCGUGUUUGGAGUGAUGUUAGGAUUGUUAGACCUUCUGGGGUUGUGUUUUCUUUCUUGAUUGCUUGUAGGGAAAGGCUUGUUUUAGCUGGUGUUUGUGAUUCACCAAGUGGGUCUAGUUUCAAUUUGUGGGAGGUUGAUGAAAAAAGUAUGGAGAUUUGUGAGAUUGGUGUUAUGCCUCAUGAUUUGCUUUCUAGUUUGUUUGAUGGUGAUGAGGAUGAUAGAUUUGCUAGCUUGAAGUGUGUUGGGUUGGGUGAUCUUAUAUAUGUUUUCAAUGAGGAUUAUCAUAGGAUGUACCCGGCUUGUGUCUGUGAGAUUCGCGGUCGCGGUGGUGGUGAGAAUGGUAAGUGUUAUUGGAGGAGGGUGCCUCAGUUGCCAUCACUGAUGAAUAGGUUUCACAAAGUUGUUAGCUUUUGUUCAACAGUUUCACUACAUAGUAUUCUUGGUGAAGGUCACCAUGGACUUCAUUGAGAUCGAUCUGGCGGAUGUUUCUCGACUACUAGGCUUUAUUCAUGCAAAUUGCUUUGAUCUCCAAGAACACAAAGAAAUUCAUCCAUGGAACAGUUCCAAAACCACCAAUACUGAUACUCUGGUAAGCAUUGAUAAAACAGAAAUUAAUUAUGAAACUAGAAGUUCCCAUUGAUAAAAAUACUACUAACAGAAUCUGUUUCUAAAGUGAGUUUUAUAGAUGCAGUAGACAAGUAUAAAGAAAAAAUAAACAGAAACUAGUUAGAAGUCUAGAAACUGAAACUUUUUCGCUAUUGAACAUAAGGUUUUAGUGGCGUUACUCUUGAGUCGGCCCUAUCACCAUCAGGUUGAUCCAUGCUUUAUGAUAGCUAAACAAUACAUAGAUACUUCUAUAAUUAUCCAGUCACAUAUUUACGACAGAUGCUCUUAUCAUAUGUGAACCUUCUUCUUUCUUCUUUUAGCAAUGAGUAUUUCCUUCUUUUUUUUCCCUGCUGAAUCAUAUAAAUACCAGUUUUAUUCAGAAAGAGAUCAGUAAAAGCACCAUACAGAUAGGGUCCUAGGUUCCUCAAGUCAUCAUUAGUUAGAUAAUGAAUAUUGGAAAAUGAAAGUAGUGUAUAAGGACAAUAAUGGUAUGCACAUCACUUCUGUGAUUGCUUUUAAACCAAUGUGAAGAUCUUCUAAGUGUAUUAUUAGGCUCCUCUCAUGAAAGCCAUCGUGGUGGUCAGAUAACGUAUUUCAUUGAUGUAUGAUAGUCAAGACUCAAGAACAAUGCAAAUAUAUAAGUGAAGGAUGAAAAUAUUUCAUUCAUGAAUGAAAAUGUGGUGCUCAAACCACUUGUGUGA
This is a messenger RNA of Medicago truncatula (barrel medic), 2169 nucleotides long. Its product is annotated as F-box/kelch-repeat protein At3g24760. NCBI's taxonomy places the organism in Eukaryota, Viridiplantae, Streptophyta, Magnoliopsida, Fabales, Fabaceae. Gene Ontology annotation, molecular function: protein binding. The transcript is spliced from 2 exons. The record is from RefSeq and is a predicted model, not a curated record. The coding region runs from base 188 to 1330 and encodes 380 amino acids.